AAUGUCUUGGAUAAAAAGCCUAUCAUCCGUUUUGUUCCAUUGCCAGUACCUGAACCAUGUGAUGCUUCUGAAUUCCAUUUGACGUUUGAGAAUCUAACCCCAAGACCACACCGUCAUGUGACGAUAUUCAAUGAUUUGAUCAAGUUUGUUGAGUUAGAUUUUCAUGUGCAAGAUGCUUUCUGCAACAUGAAGCGAGGAAAAGAUUAUGGUUGGAUGGCUAGGACCUGGAGUAGAUCGAUUUAUUCAGAUAUUUGGCAUGAUGGUCUGACGUUUGAUACAUCUGAGUUAUCUUUCAGUGAUUCAAGUUUGCCGAAUCUUUUACCUGAGAUGUUUGAUGACAAAAACAGUUUGACAUGGGGGAAUUUGACCAGUGCUGGGCCUACAUUAAGCUUGCACGAUGACAAUGUUAUUUACAUUAUGGCGAAGGAGAGCAUGUGCCACCGGACAGCAUAUGUACUUGCUGUGAAUGGUAAAAGUUUGAAGCUUGAGUCUGGUGCGCCUUGCUCUGCUGAAAACAUGUUGUGGUUUGAACCAACCUAUGAUCCGUGUGUUCUUUUUAGGUCUUUUGGCACAACUUCAGAGUCGGUUAAAGAAUUUGAAACCAAAGGGACAAUAUCUGAAACCAAGGAAGGGCUGGCUCUCUCAGUGGUGUCGAAGCGUCUUCGCGCGCUGCGGAAGAAGCAGGAUCGCAUUGCGCAGAUGGAGGAGUCGGUCGCCUCCGGCAAGGUGCUUAACCAGGACCAGAAGGAGGUGAUGCAUUCAAAGCCCACCAUCGCCGCGCUCAUUGACGAGCUCGAGCGCCUCCGCGUGCCACUCUCCACUGCCCUCACCAAGGAGCUCUCCACCGUCCCUGCACCUGCUGCCGGUUCCUCAUCCUUUGGCUCCGAUUUGUCCAUCCAAGACCUCCUCGCGCUUGUCUACUUUGGCUCCCUUUUUUAUGUCAAGUCACCAGACGAGUUCAUCACCACCAUGGUUGCACGCAAGCACGAGCGGAGCAGCUGCAUCACCUACGGCUAUGUAUGGGAUGAUACCGUGGACCUGCUUACGGAGAACGACCUUGAUGCAGUGUCUGCUGUGGCGGCCCUUGCCACGGCUCGCCCUGCUUCUGCGGUUGGCGUCUCCCACCAUGACGCACUCCAGGCCUGUGCCCAUCAUGCCCGCCUAUGGCUCACCCGUGCUGAUGUGCCGAUCCACCCUGGCUCCUCUGUUACAUAUGCUGCGGUGAGGUCCAAGUUAGACAGGAUCAUGGCAUCGGACUACUACACGGCGCACCAUGGAUCUGAAAGUGUGCAGGCACUGAUGAGCAUGACUGUCUCACCAGAGGCACCAUCACUUAAGGAGAACAUAGCUGCUGAAGGUCACAAGGAGGAGGAGGAAGACUCCUCGCAUGCCACAGAAAUCUACAAUGGUCAUCAGUCUAAUGCAGCCGAUGUGCAAAAUAUGGAAGGUAAAUCCCCGGUGAACCCUCAUGACGAAUAUCCCUUGGCUGAGGCAGAGCAGGAGAAGUUUGAUGUGGAAGAACAAGAUCAGAGGUAUGCCGAGCCAAAAGAGCGACAGUUUCAGCGCCCUCGGCGAUCUUUUCAGAACCAGCGAGGUGGUGAUCGUGGCAGGAGGGGGGCUUACCCUAAUGGCCAUGGCAGGCAUGGAGGCGGCCGUGGCAUGGGCAGCGCAUACCAGAAUGGGCGUGGAGGAGGUGGUGGUGGUGGAUACCAAGGAGGCGGUGGUGAGUACCAGAAUGGCUGGGGUGGUGGUGGCGGAUACCAGGGCGGGUACCAGAAUUGCCGGGGUGGUGGUGGUGGAUACCAGGGCGGGUACCAGAAUGGCAGUGGUGCUGGUGGUGCACACCAGGGCGGGUACCUGAAUGGCAGGGGUGGUGGCGGACACCAGGGCGGGUACCAGAAUGGCCGGGGUGGUGGUGGCAGAGGCGGGGGCGGGGGCGGGGGCGGGUACUACAACAACAACGAUGAUGGGUACUACCAGCCUAGUAACUUCAACAACAGGGGCAGGGGCGCAGGGAGGUGGCCACGCAAACACCGAGAGGGUUGAGGCAAGGGCAUAUCUGGAAGUCUGGGAGCCAUUUUGUUAUUAUAUAUAACUAACUAACUUAACCUGUCGGUAUUUGCAAUCCAAUCCGUCCCCAUCUGUGAGUUUUUUUGUCGCUGUAAUGAGUGCAUAUGGUUGGUUGGUAAAUGUGGAAUCUCGUUGAAAGUAGCUUCAGGUCACAUAUGUUCAUAUCGAUGUGUUGCUUCUUUUUCCGGAUGUGUGGGUCGUCAUAUAUUUCUUGUUGGUUU
Triticum urartu is the source of this 2291-nucleotide messenger RNA. RefSeq lists its product as uncharacterized. The record is from RefSeq and is a predicted model, not a curated record. Lineage: Eukaryota; Viridiplantae; Streptophyta; Magnoliopsida; Poales; Poaceae.